CUUCAUUUUUGAAAUCUUCCAGACCAAAAUUCAAAAAGUACAGCAAGAAAGAGCGAAGAAAUCCCCAAAUAAACCCAUACUCUCGAUUUCAGACCCCAAAAUCCCCAAAUCCCUAAUCUCCACGCCCCGCGAAUUUGAAAUUCACCAUUUCUAGGGUUUCAAUUCGCACCCAGAGUGAUUAUCGGUAAUCUUCCUUUCACCUUCCCAUGAAACCUUAGCGGAAGAUAAAUCAGAUUUUUUGUUGCUGCGUUUCUGGGGUUUUGGCGAGUCUAGGGUUUUCCAAGAUCCAUAAGAACUAACGAGAAAGAAUGAAUCUUCCGCAAGAAAUCGACGACUAUAUCAAAGAGUCGAUCGACCACUCCCUGGGCCUCCCUGUGUCGACGCACACCCUCGAAUUGAAGUUUCGAUGCUGCGAAGAAGCGAAACGGAGGCUUCAGAAUCAGUACUCGCUUAUUCUCUCGAAAUUGAAGGAGAAAGAGCAAGUCCUGGAGCGCGCUAAGGCCGAAGCGAGUAUGAAUGCACAAGCUUUGAGAAAGUUCGUUGAGGAGAAUCAGAGAUUGGCAUCGGAGUGUGCGCACCUGGUGACUCAAUGCAACAAGUGGGAGAGGGAGUGCUCGCUCUACGAUCAUGACCGAGAGGCUUUGAUGGAUUUUGGGAACGAGGCUGAUCAGCGUGCCAAGGAGGCCGAGAUUCGUGUUCAGAAGUUGGAGGACGAAGUCAGAGAGUUGAGGGAUGAAUUGGGGUUAUACAAGUACAAAAUGGAGAUGCAUCCGGUUGAUUCAUCUGCUGAAGACACAGCAAUUGAAGACAAACUACUGGAUUCUGUUUUGGCAACAUUGAUCAGUAAAGAUGAAGCUGUGUCUGCACGUGCGUUUCUGGAGGCCAACAAAGGCAAUGAGUCAUGUGCAAGAUUGCUAAAAAUGUGGAACUGCUUGAAGCCGUCCUCUCAAAAAGUUCUAUCACUAGUUGCUGAGGUAAAAACACUUGAGAAGGAUAAGGAACAUCUUAGGAUCAAUCUUCGUACGGCUGAAGAGGAGGUCAAAUUGCUUUUUGAAGAAAACAAAGUCCUAGAUGUGGAGAACAAAAGAUUACUGAGGCUGUACCAGAAGGAAAGAAACCAUUCUGCUUCUGGUGGAAAACAUACUGACAGUGCAUCAGCGAAGUCAAAUAAGCGCAAAUCAAGCUCUAAGACGAGCAGCCCAAUUCAAGGGAAGAUUGAUUUCAGUGAGCAAGAAGCAGCAAGACAGCCCCUAUCACCCUUGCGCUGUAACUCCCCUAACUCUAGAACCUCUAAGAGGUAGUAGAAAUUUUUUCAACGAGUCCCGUUUGUACCUUGUGUAUUCAGGAUGCUUUACUAACAAGUUUGAUUGUAAGAAUCGUUUGCUAAGUCUUUUAGUAAAUGGUUGGGCGUCUUUCUUUUCAAAGACAAGUGCUUGUCUUUACAGCUUCGGUAACUUCUAGGGAUGCAGCAGUUACUUGCAGUUGU
This is a messenger RNA of Malus domestica (apple), 1486 nucleotides long. RefSeq names its product spindle pole body component 110. The record is from RefSeq and is a predicted model, not a curated record. Lineage: Eukaryota; Viridiplantae; Streptophyta; Magnoliopsida; Rosales; Rosaceae.